CACACGUCAGAGAGCGAUGUCAAAAUAGAGGGAAAUAAAGAAAAUAAUUUGGGGGGACAAAAGAGAGAGGAACUAUGAAGCGCUGAGAUUGCAGCGAUUUUUUCCACCAACUUCUGGAUUUGAGUUUUUGAACAGAUUUAGGAAUGUUACCCCGGCUUGAGAAGGUGAUCCAGCUCCUGACGCUGACGUGCGGACUGUUCUUUGGAGUUGUUUCAACGGAAAACGAAGUAAAGGCAGAGGUAUGGCUUCAGCAGUAUGGCUACCUGCCUCCAGGGGACGUCCGAGCCCAGGCUAUCCGCUCCCCCAAGUCCAUCAAUACGGCCAUCACAGCCAUGCAGAAGUUCUACGGCCUCACCGUCACCGGAUCUAUGGACACCAACACCCUACAGGCGAUGAAGCGGCCGCGUUGUGGCGUACCAGACAAGUUUGGAUCUGAGCUGAAGAGCAACCUGAGGAGGAAGAGAUACGCCGUACAGGGGCUGAAGUGGGACAAACAAGAAGUCACUUUCAGCAUACAGAACUACACCCCUAAGAUUGGGGAACACGCCACAUACGAGGCUAUCCGCCGGGCGUUUAAGGUGUGGGAGGCAGCCAUCCCUCUCCGCUUCCGAGAGAUCCCUUACAGCCACAUCAGGGACAAGGUCGACAAGUACGCUGACAUCAUGCUCUCGUUCUCCGAGGGUUUCCACGGCGACAGCACGCCGUUCGAUGGCGAGGGCGGCUUCCUGGCCCACGCGUACUUCCCCGGGAACGGGAUAGGGGGCGACACGCACUUUGACAAUGCCGAGCCCUGGACUACCGGCUACGUCGACCAAGGGGGUAAUGAUGUGUUCCUGGUUGCGGUCCAUGAGUUGGGUCAUGCCCUGGGUCUAGAACACGCCAACGACCCGUCUGCCAUCAUGGCUCCAUUCUACCAGUGGAUGGACACAGAGAACUUCCAGCUGCCUGAUGACGAUCGCCGAGGCAUCCAGGCAAUCUAUGGGUCGUCCGGAGCUCCCCCUCCUCCCCCCCGCCCCACCAGACCCUCCACACCAGACCACCCCGGACACGGACCAGAUGUCUGCGAAGGACACUUCGACACCAUCGCCAUCCUCAGGGGGGAGAUGUUUGUCUUUAAGGAUAAGUGGUUGUGGCGUGUUCGGAACAACAAGGUGCUCCAGGGUUACCCCAUGCCCAUCGGUCACUUCUGGAAGGGACUGCCACCAAACAUCAACGCUGCCUACGAGAGGAACGAUGGCAAAUUUGUAUUUUUCAAGGGUGACAAGUACUGGGUAUUCACAGAGUCCAGUAUGGAGCAGGGUUACCCUAAGACUCUGAAGGAGCUGGGCACAGGGCUGCCCAAAGACAAGCUGGACGCUGCCCUCUUCUACACCCCCACCGGACAGACAUACUACUUCAGAGGGACCAAGUAUUACCGUUUCAAUGAAGAGUCCCAGACUGUGGACAGAGACUACCCCAAACCCAUCAACACAUGGCAGGGUGUCCCCGAUAACAUUAAGGCUGCCAUCAUGAGCGAAGAAGGAUCCUACACCUACUUCUACAAAGCCAACAAGUACUGGAAGUUCAACAACCAGCACAUGAGGGUGGAGUCGGGCUACCCCAAAUCGGUGCUCAGCGAAUGGAUGGGCUGCGCGGGGGAAGAGCCUAAGAAGCGGGACGGCGAGGAGGAAGUGAUCAUCAUCGAGGUGGAGGAGGGAGAAGGCGGGGCCACGGCGGCGGCCGUGGUGAUCCCUCUCCUCCUAUUGGUCUGCGUGGUCCUCACUCUGGGAGCCCUGCUGUUCUUCAGGAAGUACGGGACGCCACGACGUCUCCUCUACUGCCAGAGAUCUCUACUGGACAAGGUCUAGAGACGAACUGAACCGAAUGAAGAAUGCAGAGGGACAGAAAGAGAGAGAGCGACUGAAUGAAUUGAAAGAUUGGAAGAAAAAGGGGUUUGGGAGGGUGAGGGUGAGUAAAGUAGGCUGAAAGGAGUUGGGGUUUUAAAAGAGAAGGGGUAAUGGAAGGGCUGUUGGAC
This is a messenger RNA of Salvelinus namaycush (lake trout), 2014 nucleotides long. RefSeq names its product matrix metalloproteinase-14-like. The transcript has 11 exons. The record is from RefSeq and is a predicted model, not a curated record. Gene Ontology annotation, biological process: skeletal system development; zymogen activation; extracellular matrix organization. Gene Ontology annotation, cellular component: extracellular matrix. Bases 144 to 1847 code for a protein of 567 amino acids. Gene Ontology annotation, molecular function: metalloendopeptidase activity; zinc ion binding. NCBI's taxonomy places the organism in Eukaryota, Metazoa, Chordata, Actinopteri, Salmoniformes, Salmonidae.